This is a messenger RNA of Prorocentrum cordatum, 2104 nucleotides long. The record is from the annotation of a GenBank genome assembly. NCBI's taxonomy places the organism in Eukaryota, Dinophyceae, Prorocentrales, Prorocentraceae.
GUUGGCGAGGCGGCGAUGAUGCGUCCACUGCCGAGGUCCCCGAAGAGCGACGCCCGGGGCGGCGAUGAUGGCCAUAAGCCCCCGCCCCGCCCCACACAGUACAGUGGGGACCCGCAUCAAGACCCCAGGCGCGUUGAUUUUUUGUUGGCCCAAGGAAGCUGUCCAAGGUCCACGAUUAUAGAAUAAUUUUGAAACUGACCGCACGUUCACUUCACAUCCAGACACAUUGAGAUUUUGGCGAUGACGCGGAUGGCCGCUGUCUUGAUUCCGCUCGCGGCGUUGAGGGCCGCCGCGAUCAGCCUGACGGCGAGCGCCGUGUGCAAGACUGCAGUGGAUUGCUCCUUGGGCGGCAAGUGCGUAGAGGGCAGGUGCCAGUGCUAUCCCAUAUGGCAGGGGGCUAAGUGCGAGAUGCUGGCCAUCGGAGAGGCGAGCAACGUUAGCACCAACGGGUACCGCAACCCGGAGGGGGCCAGCUGGGGGGGGAGCGUCAUCCGUGCCGACGACGGGUCCUACCACAUGUUCGUAUCAUUCAUCAGUCGGGAUUGCGGUCUGAACAGCUGGAAGUUCAAUUCGGUGAUCCACCACGCUGUCUCUGCGAACCCGGACGGACCAUACAGCUUCAAGGAUGAGGUGCUCUCCGAGUUUGCCCACAACCCGACAAUCACCAGAGCACCUGAUGGGACAUACCUGCUCUACCACAUCGGAGAGACCCUCUCCGCUGACGAGCGCUCGCUCUACCUGAGGGACUGCAGGAAAGGGCGACAUGCUGAACCUAAGCGGUCGGCCAACAGCGGGGGCCCCGCGAAUUUCGACGGCCGCAUCCGCAUCGCUUUCUCCAAGUCGCUCGACGGGCCUUGGGACCUUCUGAACAAUGGCAAGCCGAUCAUGCGGCCCCGAGGGGGCGAGCACUGGGACACGGCUGUCACGAACCCGGCCCCGCUCAUGCUCAAGAAUGGUUCGGUGUUUCUGUAUUACCGCGGAGACGACCGCUUCCAUCCCGAUUUCACAGGCAAGCGCCAUCGCAAGAUCGGAGCAUUUUUCGCCCAGUCAUGGAGAGGCCCAUACCACCGCAUCCGCGACACUCCGAUCACGCCCAGCGGGGAGGAUCCAGUCGUGUUCGCGAACUCCGACGGCUCUGGCUACCACAUGAUCUUCGAGAACAAGUUCAAGGGGAUUGUGGGCCAGCACGCGUUCUCGGUCGACGGGAAGUUCUGGCAAAUCGUCGAGGACCCGGCGUACGACCUGCUGGCGAGCUGGGACGGUGGAUCCAGCACCAAGCUGGAGCGCCGCGAACGGCCCCAGUUUCUGCUCGACGAGCACGGGGAACCGCUCUACUUGUUCAACGCCGUGCAGGGCUCCCGGAGCCGUGGGGAGGGCCGCAGUGCUGUCCAGAGUACCUGGACAAUGGCAGCGCCGCUCGGCUUUCGGCUCCCGAUGGCCUCCGGCACCCCGCCGCGGCGCCCAGAGAUCGAGACGGCCACAGAGUAGAGUGCCUUUCUCAAAGAAGAGCUAGCUGUAAACAUAACUUCAGGCGCUCCGCGCGGAUUUUUGUUCGUUCCGCGCCUGGGCCCUCCCGGCGGCGCCUCUGGCGCCGCCCCGGCGCGCCAGGGAGGGGGGUCCCAGAGCGAAUCCAAGAAAUCCGCGCGGAGCCUCAAAAGUUUAUGUUCAUGUGUUUUGCUCUUUUUCUACUCUCGCCUCCCCCCGCCUAACCAACCUGGUUUCCCUUCGGCAUGGACUGCUAUUAUGACCAGUACGCUGCCUGCUGUUAUUCCCCAGGAUAGUAUAUCGUGAGCGCCUGCUCUUACCCCCCAGCAGACUGUUUGGGUUGCUGCUGCGCGCAGGGCUGCAGGUAUCGUUUUGAGCGACGUGUUGUAAGGACGUGUCGAGUCUAAUCUCGUCUCCCGUGAGCGAAAAGUUUGAACAAAAAAAGUUUCCAGGCGCACUUCCUUCAAGCAGUGGCGAAGACGGUCGUUCCCUACUCAAUUCCCGCGGGCAUCCUGGUUUUGUUCGUUCCGAGCGCUGCGCGGCGACUCCCUGCUGCUGUCAAGACAGCUGCUGCGCUCGGGGUGUUCAGGUGAAACAUCACAACUGCUGUGGCGUCUAC